Molecule: messenger RNA, 669 nt
Organism: Gamsiella multidivaricata
Lineage: Eukaryota; Fungi; Mortierellomycota; Mortierellomycetes; Mortierellales; Mortierellaceae
Exons: 2
Coding region: 121-669 (182 amino acids)
Source: RefSeq, a predicted model, not a curated record
CCCGUCUGCACCACAUUAAGGGUACUCUGCUUGCACGUACUACAUAGGCCAAUAUAGUAAAGCAGGCUUUUGAACAAAGACUGACGACGGCAUCCUACUUACCGUUACGCCUGUGCUCGGAUGUUGGCAGGGUGUGUGAUGUUGAACACCUGUAACGGUCAAGCAGUGCUGGUCAACACAAUUGAAGUAUAUGGACGGAUGCGAUGCAUUGAUGCUCAUCGAGAGUCGGCCAGGAAUGGUACGAUUGAAACGUCGUUGCCUGAUCCGACCAGAUCUUAUCACGGCCGGGUCCUGCCCCUGACCAUGGGCAAUGGCGCUGGGUACGAGAAGCCAAAGUUGAUUAUUGGCACAGAAAUGUUCGAUGGCUUGGUGACGUGCUCGACUCGUUUGGAUGCUGAGGAAAAAGUCGACAUGCGAAUGCGUCGAUCACCCGAGGAAAUGGCCAUGAACUCAUGGUGUCUUCUGUUCGGGGCAGUGCCUGUGAUGAUAGUUAACUCGCCCUAUCUAAGGAUGGAGGUUGAGGCGGCAUCGAAGCGGCACGAUCAGGAGGAGAACGAGAGCGCAGAUGCCCCAGCUGUGGAAACAUGGAUGCACGGGAUCUCAGGUGAUAAUGGGGAGAUUGAGAUGAAGCAGCGCGAAAUGAAGGGGGCCGAGGAGAGUAUUCCCUAG